Phacochoerus africanus (Common warthog) is the source of this 2226-nucleotide messenger RNA. RefSeq names its product peroxisomal biogenesis factor 19 (gene PEX19). Gene Ontology annotation, biological process: protein import into peroxisome membrane. The record is from RefSeq and is a predicted model, not a curated record. Bases 40 to 939 code for a protein of 299 amino acids. The transcript has 8 exons. Gene Ontology annotation, cellular component: peroxisome; peroxisomal membrane. Lineage: Eukaryota; Metazoa; Chordata; Mammalia; Artiodactyla; Suidae.
GCGCAGUCCCGCCUCCUACGGCAAGUCGGAGGUGGUAAGAUGGCCGCCGCUGGGGAGGGUGGUGGUGUCGGGGCUGAAGCGGACCGGGAAUUGGAAGAGCUUCUGGAAAGUGCUCUUGAUGAUUUCGAUAAGACCAAACCCUCCCCAGCACCCCCUCCUACCACCACGGCCCCUGAUGCUUCGGGGCCUGAGAAGAGAUCUCCAGGAGACACUGCCAAAGAUGCCCUCUUCGCCUCCCAAGAGAAGUUUUUCCAGGAGCUGUUCGACAGCGAGUUGGCUUCCCAAGCCACUGCAGAGUUCGAGAAGGCAAUGAAAGAAUUGGCUGAGGAAGAGCCCCACCUGGUAGAGCAGUUCCAAAAGCUCUCAGAGGCUGCUGGGAGAGUGGGCAGUGAUGCGACUUCCCAACAAGAAUUCACUUCUUGCCUAAAGGAGACAUUAAGUGGACUAGCCAAGAAUGCCACCGACCUUCAGAACUCCGGCAUGUCAGAAGAGGAGCUGACCAAGGCCAUGGAAGGGCUGGGCGUGGAUGAAGGGGAUGGAGAAGGAACCAUACUCCCCAUCAUGCAGAGUAUCAUGCAGAACCUGCUGUCCAAGGAUGUGCUGUACCCGUCACUGAAGGAGAUUACGGAGAAGUAUCCAGAAUGGUUGCAGGUUCACCGAGAAUCUCUACCUCCAGAGCAGUUUGAAAAAUAUCAGGAGCAACAUAGUGUCAUGGGCAAGAUAUGUGAGCAAUUUGAGGCUGAGACCCCCACAGACAGUGAGGCCACUCAGAAGGCUCGUUUUGAGGUGGUGCUGGAUCUUAUGCAGCAGCUACAGGAUUUGGGCCAUCCUCCAAAAGAGCUGGCUGGGGAGAUGCCUCCUGGCCUCAACUUUGACCUGGAUGCCCUCAAUCUAUCGGGCCCACCAGGUGCCAAUGGCGAACAAUGUCUGAUCAUGUGAAACACAGCACGCUUUCCUUCCUGAUUCCCAGCUGUGGGGAACGUCUGGAGUCAGCAGAACCACUGGGAGCUGAGGCAGGAGUGUCGUCUACAGGAGUGGUCUGCCCACUGCCAUCUGUCAUCCCACCCAAGAUUGUGCCAUACCAGCUGAGGCUUUCUUUCUGUCUUUCUGAGAAUAAGGCCUGUUCCACAGCUCAUUUCUGUGAGCCCGUUCCAUUGUGGUUUCUGCUGCUAGCAAAGGCCCAGCUCCCCACCAGGUGAAGGAGGCAUCGGUUUUAAGGCAUGCAUCUUCUUCCCUCUCCUAAGAUAACGUGUAGGGCCACACUAAUGUUCACUUUUGUACCCAGGGUCUUUGUGCCUUGUCUCUACUCCCUCUCUUGGACCCCGGGGAGCAGGGACAGAGUCCUGGGACUCUGUUUCUACAGUUCUCUUGGGCAGGGCCUUUGGGAAUGAAUGGGGAGAAACUUAGCCUGAGCUGGGACUACGGGUCUGUCACUACACCCUCUUACCUUCAGACCGUUCUGAAUUUUCUGAAGAGAAAGUGAGGGGGUUGCAUCUAAUCUCUGUAGAUUGAAAAAGAAACGCUGGGAUUCUUCUCUCUCCAGGUACAGAGCCCCCAGCUCCUGGUUCCAACCUGAGAACUCAGGGAGCUGCCCUGGUUCUUUCUGCAAUGCUCUGUGAUCUGGGAGAAUCCAGUCCUUGACCAUCCUUUCCCUCCUGCCUGUCCUCUCAUCUCUCCAUAUCAAAAACCUCUUUAUUCUGAGCCCAAGCUGUGAGAAAGAAGGACCCAUCCUGAUUCCCCUCUAGUCUCUACCAUUCUCAGUGGCCCCCUUUCUCCCUGGCAGACAUAUGUGAUUAUAGCAUCAGGUCUAGGAACUGAAUGACUGUUCUUCCCCAGAUACAUUCCAGCUUACUUGAGACAUCUGAUUCCUUUGAAUCCUGUCCCUUGGUUCAGGGAGGUGGCUUGGGGAAAGGGGGUGGGGUGCAACCUGGGUCCUUUUUCCUGACUAAUAAAUAUUCUGAGUGAGGAUUGUAGCCUAUUUUUCAUCCAAGUCUUUUCCCGAUCUUCCUCAGCUCCUCUAAGCUGCUGCUGAGGAAUAUCAGCAGACUAGUUCUGCAGAGCGUGACAGUGCUGGGUUUUGGCACCACCUCCCUUGCCCAGCCCAGGCUAAGUUUCUCCCCAUCCAAUCCGUGUCUGCAACCUACGCCACAGCUCACAGCAGCACCAGAUCUUCCCUUGCCCAGCCCAGUCGGCACCUCAGUUGAUAAAGGAGACUGAAUGGCCAUC